Messenger RNA from Procambarus clarkii (red swamp crayfish), 513 nucleotides. NCBI's taxonomy places the organism in Eukaryota, Metazoa, Arthropoda, Malacostraca, Decapoda, Cambaridae. The record is from RefSeq and is a predicted model, not a curated record.
AUGAACACUGCAUCACUCACGGAUCUACUGUCCACUGCUGCCAUACCAGAUCCCGCAGCCACCGGAGAGGAAGCGGCACCAGCACCGACUCCUUCACAAACUACUACAUCUGCUGCAGCUCCACCCACCAUCCCUGCAGCUGAACGGGCGGCGUCGCGCCUCCCUCAACUACAGUACCUGCCACCUCUCAAGCUACAGAGACCACAACCUCCACCGCCUCUGCUUUCGAUGCAUCCGACUCAUCAGAUGAAGAACUCUCGGUCAGAACACAUCCCCACCUCAAGAGAAGUUCAACUACGGAUCCAAGGAGUUCCUCCCAGACACCACACCCACGACCUUGACCACCAGCGCUGCGAUAUCUACGAGAAGCAAGACAACCACGAAACCCAAAAAAGUCACCGAUUCAAACUCGUCGGAAAACAUCAGAAAAAAAGAAGAGUGGGAUGUAGCAGCAGCGUCCACGUGUUCACAGGACAAGGCCUAAUGGAAGACUGCAGGGGCCUCUUGGGAUAG